AAAAAAUGGUUCAGGUCAUAAUCAUAAUUCAUUACUCGGAAGCAUCACCGUUCUCCGACCAUGACAACGAUCGGAUUCCGCCUUAUCUCGGUUCCAUCCGCCGUCUCACCACUCUCUCUACUUUCUCAUAAACCGAGGGAUGAUCAAAGCCAAGCGCUACGCCAUAACCUUCCGAUUACAACAUCUCGCCGAGGCCUCACUAUGCUCUCAUUUCUCUCUGCGAUGCCGUCUCUGUUUCUACCUGCUCCCGCCACAGCUUUCGAUAUCGGCAUUUCAGGACCAAAGGAUUGGCUGAGAGAGCAGAAGAAGAAGGCCUCCAGGUUCCUCUUGGCUCCAAUUGAGGCCUCCAGAGACAGCCUUCAUGCAGUUUACCUUAUGCUUUCCAAUUAUUCCGAUUACUCAAACAAGGAUAUGGAGGACGUUCAAAGAAUGCUGAAGUCUGCUGCAAGGGAUUGCGUUUUGAAGGACAGGAAUUCGUUCGUUCAAUUCCAAGCGAGCACUGGAGUCGAGGUCUGUACAUUUCAAUUGAUUGUGAAAAAUGCCGCCUCCUUGCUUGGAAACGAAGAUCCUAUAAAACUAGAAGCUGAAAGUCGAUUAAAAGAUCUAGUAAGCUCGUUCACUUCUCUUAAUAGUCUUGCAUAUGAAACUGAUAUUCAAGUCAAUUCCAACAGACAAAAAGUACUGGAUGCAGUAAAUGAUACCAUAGAUUCCCUCGACAAAUUCGAGAAGGGUAUUAAGGAUUGUCUUGAAAUUUAAGUCCCGUGAUUUUGUUUUGUAAUUAGAUUUUUCUUAUGUUAAGUCCAAACAAACAACAAUUAAAUGAAGCCAAAAGCAAAGUUUUUAAGCUCAUUCUCUAGCUUCUUUAGUGAUAAUUCUAGUGCUUGAAAGUUGAAUGCA
This is a messenger RNA of Cucurbita maxima (winter squash), 897 nucleotides long. RefSeq lists its product as uncharacterized. Gene Ontology annotation, cellular component: chloroplast. NCBI's taxonomy places the organism in Eukaryota, Viridiplantae, Streptophyta, Magnoliopsida, Cucurbitales, Cucurbitaceae. The record is from RefSeq and is a predicted model, not a curated record. Bases 61 to 756 code for a protein of 231 amino acids. The transcript has 6 exons.